Asparagus officinalis (garden asparagus) is the source of this 4668-nucleotide messenger RNA. RefSeq names its product interaptin-like. The record is from RefSeq and is a predicted model, not a curated record. NCBI's taxonomy places the organism in Eukaryota, Viridiplantae, Streptophyta, Magnoliopsida, Asparagales, Asparagaceae. Bases 142 to 4368 code for a protein of 1408 amino acids. The transcript has 8 exons.
GGAAUCGCUCAUUAGGCAUAAAGGCACUUCCUUUUUCUCUUUUUUCAACUGUGAGAAACAGGGGAGAAAGUGCGAAAGCUGUAACCUUUCUCCUCUCUGUGGAUCCCCCCUGCUAAAUCUCUUUUGGGGAGAGAGAGAAUCAUGUUCAAAUUGCACAGGCACAGGUCUGAGAGAUUGGGGGAGAGGGUUGAGUUCAGAUUCUCCAGCUUACAGGCGUUUCAGAUUCCUAAAGGAUGGGACAGGCUUGUUUUGUCUAUUAUCUCUGCGGAGACUGGAAAAACAACUGCGAAGUCCAGCAAAGCAACGGUUCGCAGUGGAACUUGUCAAUGGACAGAGAUCUUCUCAGAAUCCAUUUGCAUUCCGCAAAAUGGUGGAUCAAAGGAUAUUGAAGAUUGUGUGUUUAAAGUAGUAGUUUCCAUGGGAUCACAUCGAUCAGGUAUCUUGGGAGAGCUUACUAUAAACUUAACAGAUUAUAUGAGUUCACGUGACUCUGGUUCACUUUCUUUGCCAUUAAAAAAGUGCAACUAUGGGACAAUUCUGCAGAUCAGGAUUCAGUGCCUCAACCCAAAAAGAGGAUUCAGAGAUGUAAGCCGUGUUAAAGAAACAACUUACCAUCUUCAAGGUCUUCAUACUGAUAAUGAUGCGGUGCAAAGCAAAUCAGAUGGAUCUGAUAUGCUUAACAAGAGUUUGGGAUCUUUGGCUCCAGAAGAACCUAUACAGCAGGACACAAGUUUCUCAGCUUCAGGGUCACAUCGUAGUUCCGACUCUGGAGACAGUUCUAUUGGCAGACUGAAUUUUUCUCCCAGAAACAAUGUAAAUGGUGGAUCAUAUAUGGGACGGCAAGAUUCAGCUGAUUCUCAUAUUAGCGCAGCAUCGAGUGUUGGUCCCGCCGAUGAAUUUUCUCGAUCAAACCCAUCGUCGUUCAAUUCUAGGGCCUCAGGCUCAUCAACUCCAAAUCGGUGGCAAAGUGAUCUUGCCCCGAUUUCUCUAAACCCAUCUGGUUCAUCUAAAGAGCUUCUUGAAGCCGCUGAAGAAACAAUCGAAGAGCUUCAGGAUGAGGCGAAAAUGUGGGAGAGACAUGCUCAGAAAUUGAAACUAGAUAUUGAGAAACUAAAGAAGGAAUGUUCAGAAAAAUCUAAACGGCAGGCUGAGCUUGAUAUCGAGCUUUCUGCUGCUUACUCUGAACGCGAUUCUCUGAAGCAUGAGGUUAAACAACUUAAAUCAUCUUUAGACGAUGUGACGACAAAACAAAGUUCUGCUAUAUUAUCUAAAAAUGAAGUUACUUUACGGGUUCAGAAGGAAUUAGAGGACGAGGUGAAGUUUCUGAAAGAAUCCAAUGCUAGUCUAAGUAUUCAACUGAAGAAAAGUCAAGAAGCAAACCUUGAGCUUGUUGCUAUUCUCGAGGAACUAGAAGAGACUGUAGAGAAGCAGAGACUGGAGAUGGCCAAUCUUCCACAACAAAGUUUGGGUAGUGGACAUGAUGGUGAAAAUUGGAGUAAAAAACUGAUGGAUGUUGAAGCAGAGUGGGCAGCUAAGUUAUCUUCAAAAGAGGAAGAAAUCAGAGUUUUAGAGGAGAAGCUUUCUGGUUUGCUUAAUGCUGAAUCCAAUGUUAGUCUAAGUAUUCAACUGAAGAAAAGUCAAGAAGCAAACCUUGAGCUUGUUGCUAUUCUCGAGGAACUAGAAGAGACUGUAGAGAAGCAGAGACUGGAGAUGGCCAAUCUUCCACAACAAAGUUUGGGUAGUGGACAUGAUGGUGAAAAUUGGAGUAAAAAACUGAUGGAUGUUGAAGCAGAGUGGGCAGCUAAGUUAUCUUCAAAAGAGGAAGAAAUCAGAGUUUUAGAGGAGAAGCUUUCUGGUUUGCUUAUUGCUGAAUGUCCUAAUGAAAUGGAAUGGAGUCGUGGUGAUCCUGAUUUGAUAAAAGAAAUUGAUGAUUUGAGGGGUAAAUUGCAGGAGCUGGAAAGAGAUUGUGCUGAACUUACCGAAGAGAACCUAGAACUCAUAUUUAAGCUGAAGGAAUUUGGUAAAGGCAUCAAAGGAGAAAACUAUCCUAAUAAUUCUGACUCUGAAAUUGAUUCUCUUAAAUCACAAGUUCAUAUGCUAGAAGAGGAACUUAGAACAAAGGAAAUGCUUAAUGGAGGUCUGACAGAAUCAACAAAAAUCCAGAUGAGAAGCCUUGAAAAGAAAUGUGCCGAUCUUGAAGUUGAACUGCAAAACUUUAAAGAUCAAGCUUGUCAUCUUGAUAUCAAACUUCGUGAAAGCCAGUGGGAAGUAAAAGGAAAAAUAUCAGAGCUAUCUGAGAUGCAACAAAAAUUUGAAAGUUUCCAACAUAAAGAUAAUAAUACAGGAAAUGAAUCAAACUUGGAGGAUCUCAUUUCACUGAAAGAAAAGGAGAUUGAUGAGCUUAGACAUGAUAAAGAGGAAUUAGAAGUUCUGAUUACUAAUAUACAACAAGACAGAAGUCAGCUGGAGGAAAAUCUGGCUAGUGCACUGAGAGAAAGCAGUAUAACCUCUCAAUGCUUUGAAGAUGUGCAACAUGAGAUGAAACUUCUUGCUAGCAGUGUGGAUUCUCAUAAUUCAACUAAUAAGAUGCUUGAAAGGAAAGCAAUGGAAUUGGAAAGCAGCAAAAAUGAACUUGAGAAACAAGUAUCUGAGUUAGAGGAAGAAAAUGUACAGUUAUCUGAGCGCAUAUCAGGAUUAGAACCCCAGUUGAAGUACCUGACAGAUGAAUUAGAAGAUUCUAGAUGUAUUGUAGAAGAUCUUAAGGCUGAAGUUGCAAAACUGCAAGGUGAAAUCGGAACACGAGAAGGGGAACUAAACCAAAAGCUGCAAGACGUACAGAAAGGGUUGUCAGAAAAAGAAGAGGAGACUGAGCAUCUAAAGAGAUUGCAUUUGAAGUUACAGUCAACACUAGACAGUCUUACUGAAGAAAACACUUCACUUCAGAAAUCAAAUGGAGAUUUACAGAAACAGAAAUUGGAUUUGCAUGAACGAGGUGCACGUCUAGAAGUUGAAUUGAACAAAUCACAGGAGAAGACUUCUGAGUUUUUGGAGACGGUUGAACAUUUAGAGUUAAAACUAUCUUUGAUGCAAAAUGACGUUGUUUCUAAGGAAAAAACACUAACUUCACAGUUAGAGAGCAUCUUCGAAGAUCGCGAGAAUCAAGAAGAGAAAAUUAGCCAGGCAAAAAUCAUGCUAAAUCAGAUAGAUUCACAAAAAACAGUUGAACUUGAGACUCUUAAGGGGGAGAUCUCACACCUCUCUUCACAAUUAUGUGCUACUCAAGAUGAACGACAGAUGAUGGCAUCGGAUGCUGUAUUAGAGGUUUCUGGUCUGCGCUCAGAUAAAAUUAAACUUGAGAGCAGUCUACAAGAAGCCUUAGCUAAGAUUAAACAAUAUGAAACUGAGCUUCAAUCUCUCAAACAGGAGUCUGGAAAGAAGCUUCAAGGGUUAGUCGACCUGCUAAAUGCUUCUAAACAGAGCGAGGAAACUUUGAUGUCUGACAUUGAGCACAUUCAGAGACAAGCUGAGGCUGCAAAAUCUGGCGAAGAAAAGUUUAAAAAAGUGGCAAUUGAACUAGAGUUGAAGUUAAAAGCUUCUGAUUAUGAAAAACAGCAAAUCAUGGAAGAAAUUUCUAGCUUAAAGGUACAAGUACAAAAGGUCAGUCAUCUUCAAGAUGAAAUUUUGGUUCUCAAGAGCUUCCUUGAAGAGUCAAAGUCUGAGAAAGGAAAAUUGGAAGGAUUGUUACGGUCAGUAUCUGAGGAAUGUGAAGGACUGAAAAUGGAGAAAAUAUCUUUCAUGGAGAAAAUUUCAAAUAUGCAGAAGGCUUUAAUUGCUUUGGAAGAAAAACUACUCAGGCUGGAGGGUAAGUUGAGUGCAAAAGAGGCAACUGAGGUUCAUGUUGAAGAGUUGAAACAUGAAAUUAACUAUAUGAAGGAAGAAAAUAGCGAAUAUCAGAGGAAGAUACAAUGUCUGGAGGAGGAAAAAUCUGAACUAGUGAUAAAAGUUAAGGUUAUGGAGGAUGAAUUAUACCAGGAUAAGAUGGCUCUUGACAAGGGUGAAGAAAAGCUGCAUGAUCUUGAAGCUACAAUUCGAGACCUGGAGGCUAAAGUUAAGUCACUUGAAAAUGAACUGACUGAAUCGAUGGAAACAAAUAACAUGUACAAGAUUCAACUUCAAGGAUUAAUGUCGGAAAAGCAAAGCAACAACAGUAAAGCUCCAAAGAUUGUUUCGAUGGAAGCAGAGUUGAAAGAAAUGAAAGAACGUUUCUUGCAUAUGAGCCUUCAGUACGCCGAAGUAGAAGCUCAGAGGCAAGAGCUGGUACUAAAGCUCAAAACUACCACAGCAAAAGGAAAGACUUGGUUCUCUUGAUGAGCAUUAGAAGGCAUUUAAGUACUGGUCAUGACUCUCACUGGCCUGCAAGUCAUUCUUCACAUUCUUUCAUUUUGAUAUUUAUCGGUAUGUACAUGUUAUUUUUCCAUUAUUUAUGCCAAGGGAUGGUAUUUCUAUCCUUCAGCGAUCUUGUAAUGAACUGUUGAGAUGGACGCAGUUUUCUUUCUGCCCAUUGAGAAAGUACAAUAAGCAACUUGUAUCUAGUUACUUAAUAAUUCAUCCUGUUGUUGAUCGAGAAGGCUGCUAUAAAAAUAAGCAUUCCUUAAAUUUUUUUCAAUU